Messenger RNA from Osmerus eperlanus (European smelt), 787 nucleotides. Its product is annotated as lipase maturation factor 2-like. The coding region runs from base 1 to 525 and encodes 174 amino acids. The record is from RefSeq and is a predicted model, not a curated record. NCBI's taxonomy places the organism in Eukaryota, Metazoa, Chordata, Actinopteri, Osmeriformes, Osmeridae. The transcript has 3 exons.
AUGAGGGUGUUCGGGUUCAGCCCUGAGUUCAUUGCCAUGGUCGGUAUGCUCUACGGAGAUAUUGAAAGUGUACUGAAGGUCAACGCUCGUACCUUGACAGAUGGUGGAGGAGGGUGUACUCUCCACACUAUUCCACACCUGGGUGACACCUUCCUGGAGAGCAUGCUCAGACAGCAUGGGCUCAAGGACAGGUCUCCUCCCCGGCGUGUUCCAGAAGCCCCUCUCGCACAGGCUGUGAGGUGGGUACGCUCCCAGGUGAGGGGUGUGUCGGCCCCUCUGCUGCUCUGGAGCCUGUUUGCCUGCAGUGCCACCAUCUGUCUACUCCGGGGACUGCGCCACUCCUGUGCUACGACACACAAACACAAACCCACCGCAACCAAUUCUGACCACACAGACACCAUACAUGAUGGUAACUCCUCGCUGGAGGAAGAGGAAGAGCACCAAGAGGAGGAGAAGGAGGAUGAGGGGAAGGAGCUGAAAGAUGAUACUGUGGAGGAAGAGAAUGGUGAAAGAAAAAAAAAAUAGUGUAGCAGAGGAAGACAAGCAGAUGGAGGAGGAGGUGGAGGAUGAAGAUGAGGAAGAAGAGGGGGAGGCGAGCGAAAAGGAUGACAUGGAAAUGCUACGAAAGAGAAUGAAUAAGUGUGAGGAUGAGAGGCAGGGCAACUCCCCAGUUAGUUGAAGGCUAUCUGUCCAAAUGACCUGUUUGUCUUAUUUUCUCUGACUAGAAAACAGAUUGUAUUUUUCCUGUUUUCAGUCUGAGAAAAUAAAACAUUUGUCACGCAUGUCA